CAACUGUCACUUACCAGUUGCCACUACGUACCGUGGAAAAAACAAAUCUUUAUAAAGAACACUUAGUAACUACUGGUUACCGAUAAUAAACGAAAAUGUUUAGAAAUGUCCUCCGUACCAGCAGGUGCUUGGCUGUUAGAAGAAUCAAUAUUGCUACACCAAUAUUCAAAAGAUCUAUCUUACAAAGUUCAGUUAAACCUUUUUGUGUUUGUACAAAUCGAGACUUUUCUUCAAAUAUUAGCAAUGCUGAUAGUUCCAAUCAGGUAGAACAAGCGGUUUUUGAAGAUAUAUGUAACGAAACGCUAGAAUCUUUGUGUGAAUAUUUUGAAGAAAUAAUAGAUCGGACGAAUAAUUUAAAAGGCGCUGAUGUAACGUUUAGUGAUGGUGUACUCACUGUUAAUUUAGGGACGUCUCAUGGAACAUAUGUCAUCAACAGACAGACUCCGAACAAGCAGAUCUGGCUCAGUUCCCCUGUAUCUGGACCAAAACGAUAUGAUCUUGUUCUGAACAACGGAGGUUAUUGGAUCUAUAAGCACGACGGAGUGCCCCUCCACCGUUUAUUACAAGAAGAAAUAUCAAAGAUAAUAGAUAAUGUUGAUUUCAAUUCGUGCAAUCAUAGCUUAGUGUAAAUUGAUGUAUGUGAAAAAUAGAUAGGAUUUGACUCA
This is a messenger RNA of Zerene cesonia (dogface butterfly), 665 nucleotides long. It is a transcript of the gene fh, whose product is annotated as frataxin homolog, mitochondrial. The coding region runs from base 96 to 629 and encodes 177 amino acids. Gene Ontology annotation, molecular function: ferric iron binding; ferrous iron binding; ferroxidase activity. Gene Ontology annotation, biological process: intracellular iron ion homeostasis; iron incorporation into metallo-sulfur cluster. The record is from RefSeq and is a predicted model, not a curated record. Gene Ontology annotation, cellular component: mitochondrion. The transcript has 2 exons. NCBI's taxonomy places the organism in Eukaryota, Metazoa, Arthropoda, Insecta, Lepidoptera, Pieridae.